AAACCUCUCGCGCAGCUGCCUCGGGGUCCCUGGCAAGACCCCCUUCUAGGGUGAGCCUUGGACCCCAGCUAGCUGGUAAUAAAAAUAUCUCGCUUCCUUGGGUCUCUCUCUCUGCCUUUGUCCGUCCGAGGUACGAGGGGUGUAGCUAACAUUUGGGGGCUYGUCCGGGAUCCUGAGCAGGUGGACGGACGGGGUACGGAGAAACCAACAGGAGAGAGAGUCUUGGUAAGCGGGAUACUACGGACCCAGGGAAGCUGGCAAGACACCCAGGUGGCCGCACAGCAGGGUAGCCAGCGGGUGGUGCGGGAGACGUCCCUGCCACCCCGAGGUUUUUGGGAAAAGGUUAGGUACKUGUAUUGGAAUAAGAACCGUUUACUGGUAGAAAAUGAGCAUAUAACUGUGCCGGCUGUGGGGAUAUUAUUUGUUGUCUCGUGUGUGUGUAUGUGGUUACUUCUGUCUGCUUGUGAAGGAAAGAUGGGGCAAAGUCAGUCUACUCCUCUUUCCCUUUUUGUUGAACGUUUUCAGGAUGUUAAAAGACGGGGGCAUGAUUUGUCGGUGGAGGUAAAGAAAAACAAACUAAUAAUAUUGUGUUCUAGCGAAUGGCCAACUUUUGAUGUGGGCUGGCCGCGAACGGGCAGCCUGGAUGUACAAUUGGUAAGAAAGAUAAAAGGAAAAAUUCUAAGUCUGGGGCAGGAUGGGCACCCGGACCAAAUACCUUAUAUAACAGUAUGGGAGGACUUGGUUGAGAAACCUCCUGAAUGGCUGAGGCCAUUUAUUAGACAUAAUCCAGAUGCUUUGGAGGUUAAAGAAACUCAAGCAUUAUUGGCAACUAAUGUGGGAAAAGGGGAUAAGAAAAAGGUGGAAAUUUUUCAAAAUUCGCAGACUUAUCCCAGUUUAGAGGAACUGGGAGAUGAAAAUCCCCUGCCUUAUGCUCCGGUACCAGUCACCCCAGAAGGAGCUAUCUCGUCCUCAAGGGCUACCUCAACUACGGAGUUGGGGUCACCUCCGGGAAGAGAUGAACCUCAGGGUGUGAAUAAUGGGGUGCCAGGAUGCACACAGCAGAGGGAACAUGAACUGCGAAGUUCAAGUGUACAAAUGUACCCACUCCGAGCCCUACGCUCAGGGCCGGACGGGGAGAAAAUUUAUCAAUAUUGGCCAUUCUCUUCCAGCGAUCUAUAUAACUGGAAGAGUCAAAAUCCGUCAUUCUCGGAAAAACCUGCGGCCUUAAUAGACCUUGUAGAGUCUAUACUGUUCACUCACAAUCCCACUUGGGAUGACUGUCAACAAUUGUUAAAAAUUUUGUUCACCACAGAGGAACGGGAGAGAAUCCUAGCAGAAGCGCGUAAGCAUGUACCUGGGGUGGAUGGGCGACCCACCACCCAACCCCACCUGAUAGAUGACGGAUUCCCYCUUACGAGACCUCCGUGGGACUUCGAGCAGGCUGAAGGUAGGGAGCGUCUCCGAAUAUACCGCCAGACUCUGAUGGCAGGGCUGCGAGCAGCAGCACGUAAACCCGCCAAUUUGGCUAAGGUUCUUGCGGUCAGACAGGAACCCACAGAAAGCCCAGCCGCGUUUUUAGAACGAGUGCUAGAGGCGUUCAAACAAUACCCACCAUUAGAUCCAAUGGCAGAGGAAAAUAGAGCRGCGGUAAUUUUGGCUUUUGUAAACCAAGCCGCSCCGGAUAUUAGAAAGAAACUGCAGAAAAUAGAUCGACUAGGGGAACAGACAGUACAAGAUCUGUUAAAAGUAGCAGAGAAGGUUUAUAAUAACCGAGAAACACCAGAGGAGAGACAGGAAAGAAUAAGGAAGGAGGAUCGGGAAUUCCAAGUCCGAGAAAACAGACGGAAUCAAAAGGAGUUAGCUAAGAUCCUUAACGCAGGGAAAGGAGGAAUAGAGAGCACAGCGGCAAGUGGGGAAAGGGAAGGAAGAGGGAGGUUGGAGCGGGAUCAAUGUGCGAUAUGUAAAAGGAGGGGGCACUGGAAGAAUGAAUGUCCAGAGAGGAAGAAGGAAAGAACUGGGAAAGGAGGAGGGCUCCAGAAUUAUAAAAGGCAAGUCCAAGUAAUGAUGGCUGAGCACAGUGAGGAAAGCGACUGAGGGUGUCGAGACUCGGCCCCCUUCCCCGAGUCCUGGGUAACGCUUGGAGUGGAAGGGAAACAGAUAGGAUUCUUAGUAGAUACCGGGGCUGAACAUUCGGUUUUAAAUAAAAAUACAGGGAAACUGGCUGAAAGGACCRGUCUGGUUCAGGGGGUUAAUGGAGUGAAAUCCUAUCACUGGACCACAAAUCGGYGGGUGGAUCUGGGGACAAAACAGGUUACGCAUUCUUUUACAUAUGUUCUGGAAUGUCCAGCCCCGUUAUUAGGAAGAGAUUUAUUAACUAAGCUUAGGGCCAGAAUACAUUUUGAGGAAGGAGGUGUAAAAAUAAGUGAUGGGGAGGGAAAUCCUUUAAAUGUUUUGACGAUGAGGUUGGAAGAUGAAUAUCGUAUAUAUCAACCCAGGAGAAUAGAAGGGAUUACCCAGGAAAUAACAGAAUGGGUAGAAAAGAUCCCUGAGGUCUGGGCCGAAACAGCGGGGGUCGGGAGGGCUGCCCAUAGAGCCCCGAUAAUUGUGGAACUGAAACCAGGGGCCAGGCCAGUGAGAGUGAGACAGUAUCCGAUGACGAAGGAGGCGAAGACAGGAAUAACCCCAUGUAUCAAUAAGCUGAUAGAGCUCGGGAUAUUAAAGAAGUGCUGGUCCCCCUGGAAUACCCCCUUGCUGCCAGUUUGGAAGCCAGGCGGGAAUGAUUACCAACCGGUACAGGAUCUAAGAGAAAUAAACRCCCGAGUUGAAGAUAUUCAUCCAACUGUACCCAAUCUGUAUACUCUGCUUAGCACACUCCCCCCUAUGGGCUGGUAUACAGUACUGGAUUUAAAGGAUGCGUUCUUUAUUUUAAUGCUAGCAGAGAAGAGUCAAGAAAUCUUUGCCUUYGAAUGGGAAGAUUUACAGAAAGGGAUAUCGGGACAGCUUACCUGGACRAGGUUGCCUCAAGGGUUCAAAAACUCACCAACCCUCUUUAAUGAAGCACUAAGCGAUGAUUUACAGUCAUACCGAAAUAAGCACCCUGAACUAACCUUAUUACAGUAUGUGGAUGAUAUAUUAAUAGCGGGAGUGACUGAGGAGGACUGUAAAAGGGGUACUGAAGAUUUACUACAAGAAUUAGUUCAAUUGGGAUACAGAGUCAGCGCCGAGAAAGCACAGAUAUGUAAAAAGGAAGUUGUAUACUUGGGAUAUAAAUUAAGCCAAGAGAAACAGUGGCUGACAGCCCCUAUGAAAGAGACUAUACUGUGUAUCCACGAACCACGAUCGGCCCGAGGAGUAUGGGAAUUCCUGGGCUCGGUGGGCUAUUGUCRGUUGUGGAUCCCGGGAUAUGCUGAAAUAGCAAAGCCACUUUAUGAGGGAAGCUGGGUGUCUCAGGAGUGGAUAUGGACUCGAGAAAUGGAAGAGGCUUUUGAAGCCUUGAAGCAGGCAUUGCUAGAAACCCCAGCCCUGGCACUCCCCGAUCCGUCUAAGGAAUUUCACCUUUUUAUUGAUGAAAACAAGGGCAUUACUAAGGGAGUGCUGACUCAGAAUAAAGGGCCGUGGAAGAGGGUGGUGGCUUAUCUGUCAAAGAAGUUAGAUCCUGUGGCGGCAGGAUGGCCUCCGUGCUUGAGAAUAAUAGCGGCUGCUGCUUUAAUGACUAAAGCUGYGGACAAAAUGACUUUUGGACAACAGCUAUGGGUUACUACCCCGCAUCAAGUGGAAGCUGUUCUCCGGCAGCCCCCAGCACGRUGGUUAACAAAUACAAGACUGGCACAUUACCAAAGCCUGCUGCUAGAUCCGACCCAUCUGAAGUUUACAAAUCCUCUGGUUUUAAACCCGGCCACUCUACUCCUGGAUCUGGAUUAUAAGAAGCCGGUGCAUGAUUGCAAGCAAAUACUGGCUGAAGUAGUCACAGUGCAAAGAGACUUAAGAGAUAAGCCUCUGGAAGGAGGGGGGCUUGUGUGGUUUACGGAUGGGAGCAGUUUCAUGGAGAAUGGAAUCAGAAAGGCGGGAGCGGCAGUUACCACUGAUCUGGGCGGGAGAGUCAUUCGGAGCGCCCGACUGCCGCAAAGUCCAUCGGCACAGAAUGCUGAGCUAAUAGCUCUCGCAAGAGCAUCAGAACUGGCUGAAGGGAAGAGGCUGACUGUGUAUACCGAUAGCUGGUACGCCUACGGAACGGUGCACAUACAUGGUGCAAUAUAUAGAGAAAGAGGAUUUGUGUCAUCAUCUGGGAGGGACAUUCGAAAUAAGGAGGAGAUACUGCGGUUGUUAGAAGCGAUUCAGAAGCCUAAAGCAAUAGCUGUGAUUCACGUCCCUGAACAUGAGAAAGUGACGGACCCGAUUAGCCGAGGGAAUCAGAGGGCYGAUGAGGCAGCGAAAGAAGCAGCUAGAGCGACUCUCGAAAAGGACCAGGAAGGGACUAGAUGGGAACUGAUGCUAAAUAUCCCUCCCUCAGGGAUGGGGCAAUUACCUCAGACACCGAAUUAUACUGAUGAGGACAUCCAAUGGAUAAAAGGGACUGGAAAAGCGGAAAAAGGAGAAGAUGGAUGGUAUAGGGGUUCAGACUCGACUCUAAUGUUGCCUCAAGCUCUGGGGAAGCAGCUAUUAAACCAGUUGCAUCGAACAACACAUCUUGGAGAAAGAUAGGCUGCAAAAUUAGUGGCUUCAGCCAGGUUACGGUUCCACAAUCAAGGGGUGAUAAGUCAAAAGAUAGUAGAAGAUUGCAGGGCCUGUCAAAAGAUGAAACCAGGAAAAGUAACAGGGCAACAUUCGGGAGUGAGAUCAAGAGGGCGGAGCCCAGGGAAAGCAUGGGAAAUAGAUUUCACAGAAGUAAAGCCAGGGAAAUAUGGGUAUAGGUAUCWGUUGGUAAUGGUAGAUACCUUCUCAGGAUGGGUAAAAGCUUUCCCAAUGAAACGGGAAACAGCACGAACAGUAGCUAAGAUACUGAUGGAAGAAAUAAUUCCCAGAUAUGGGAUACUGGAAGUGAUAGGGUCUGMCAAUAGGCCUGCUUUUGUGGCCAAUGCAAUUCAAAACUUACUGCACUUAGUGGGAACAAAGCGGAAAUUGCAUUGUGAGUGUAACCCACAAAGUUCAGGACAAGUAGAGAGGAUGAACCGAACAUUGAAAGAAACAAUAACAAAAUUAAUAUCAGAGACUGGUGGUGAUUGGGUGACGCUCCUGCCUUAUGCCAUAUUCCGGUACRAAACGCGCUGUAUGUGAUGAACCUAACACCUUUCGAGAUCGUGUAGGGGCACCCCGCCGGUAUACCCUGUCAAAAASAAAUGGAGGGAGAAAAAGGGGUUACCCGGGGAUAUGAUACAGGCAAUGCAUGCAAUACAAGAAGUCCACAGGGAAAUAUAUCCGGUAAUCAGAGCCAUAUAUGAACAAGGGGACCUACCCGAGGGGUCCCUACAUGAUCUCGAACCAGUAGACUGGGUAUGGGUAAAACGCCAUAACCCGAAAUCAUUAGAAACAAAAUGGAAAGGACCGUAUGUUGUAAUCCUUGUAACUCCUACAGCUCUUAAGGUGGACAGAGUAGGCCUGUGGAUACAUCACUCGCAUGUGCGGAAGGCCAGCCUGCCAGAACAAGAGGAAGCCGAAAGGAUCGAGCUGCUAUAGAUUUYCUUCUCCU
This is a messenger RNA of Nothoprocta perdicaria, 5686 nucleotides long. RefSeq lists its product as uncharacterized. NCBI's taxonomy places the organism in Eukaryota, Metazoa, Chordata, Aves, Tinamiformes, Tinamidae. Gene Ontology annotation, molecular function: RNA-DNA hybrid ribonuclease activity; nucleic acid binding; zinc ion binding. Gene Ontology annotation, biological process: virion assembly; proteolysis. The record is from RefSeq and is a predicted model, not a curated record.